UAAAUCUCGAUAAACAGAUUUUCAACAGUGCAAUGGAAAACUUCAGAAGAGAAAUCUGUCCCUAAAGGAGAGUAACCUUCUACCCGACAGCAACGGGCCCCAAGGCAGCUGCCUCUCUUCUGGCUCUCCGCUGCUCCCUAUGGCUGCCCGUCUGCCGGCGGCUUGUGUUGUGUUGCGGUUCCUUAAGGGCAGGGAGCGUGGGGUACGUGGUGCGUGCAGCGUGUCUCCCAGCGGGAUCGCAGGAAGGAAAUAAAAUGGGAAAACUAAACCAUAAACAUGAAGAAAUUAAAGCUGAAAGAACUGGAAAGCUGUCUUCAAGAAGUUGACACUUUUGAUAGUCCAAAACUACUCCUUGAACAGUAUCCAACUAGACCUCAUAUCGCAGCAUGUAUGCUUUAUACAAUUCACAAUACUUUUGAUGAUAUUGAAAACAAAACAAUUGCAGAUUUAGGAUGUGGUUGUGGCAUGCUCAGCAUUGGAAGUGCAAUGUUAGGAGCAGGAUUCUGUGUGGGAUUUGACAUAGAUGCAGAUGCACUGGAAAUAUUUAAUAGCAAUAUUGAGGACUUUGAGCUCACGAACGUCAACAUGGUUCAGUGUGAUAUCUGUUCUUUGUCUGGUAGCAUGUCAGAUGCUUUUGACACAGUUAUUAUGAACCCUCCGUUUGGUACCAAGCAUAAUAAAGGAAUUGAUAUGAUUUUUCUGAAAACUGCUCUGCAAAUGGCAAAAACAGCUGUAUAUUCCCUUCACAAAACUUCAACACGGCAGCACAUUCAAAAGAAAGCAGAUGAAUGGGAAGUGAAGAUGGAAGUCAUAGCAGAACUUAGAUUUGACCUACCAGCAUCAUACAAGUUCCAUAAGAAGAAAUCAGUUGACGUUGAAGUGGAUUUCAUUAGAUUUUCUGCCAAGAAACUCCUGAACUGAGGCACGUCUUUAAAACCUAUUGAAAAUGGAACAAUAAAACUGCUAGUUUUUUAAAA
Messenger RNA from Chiroxiphia lanceolata (lance-tailed manakin), 977 nucleotides. It is a transcript of the gene METTL5, whose product is annotated as methyltransferase like 5. Lineage: Eukaryota; Metazoa; Chordata; Aves; Passeriformes; Pipridae. Bases 277 to 921 code for a protein of 214 amino acids. The record is from RefSeq and is a predicted model, not a curated record. Gene Ontology annotation, molecular function: nucleic acid binding; rRNA (adenine-N6-)-methyltransferase activity. The transcript has 8 exons. Gene Ontology annotation, biological process: rRNA methylation.